CAGUCGGGGGCACAGAGAGGGGAAUGACUCGUGAGUUUUGAUUGAGAAGGGUUGACUUCAGUCUGUGGUGGCUAACAGAGCACACGUCAAAACAAAACACGGUCAUGUUGCAGCGGUGCGUUUUUAAGAGAUUGUUUCAGUUUCCUUCAGGGAAUCAAGAAACCACCAAAAGUUUGUUGCUCGGGUUUUCCAUACCGCUGCUGAAUGGAAACAGAGCUGCAGCACACAGGAACAAAUCAAGUGUUCCAGAUGUGAAGGAGCAGACUCUUAUAGCCGUAAAGCCAGAUGGAGUUCAACGUCGUCUUGUCGGACAAAUCAUUUGGCGUUUUGAGCAGCGGGGCUUCAAGCUGGUUGGCCUGAAAAUGUUGCAGGUUUCUGAGGAUCUGCUGUCUCAGCACUACUGUGAACUGAGGAAGAAGCCCUUCUAUCCCAGCCUGCUGCAUUACAUGACCUCAGGUCCUGUGGUUGUCAUGGUGUGGGAAGGACUCAAUGUAGUCCAGACAUCACGUGUGAUGGUGGGAAAUACUAACCCAGCCGAGGCUCAGGCAGGCACAGUCAGAGGAGAUUUCAGCUUUCAUGUCAGCAGGAAUGUGGUCCAUGCCAGCGAUUCACUGGAGGGUGCUCAGAGGGAAAUCCAGCUGUGGUUUCAGGGAAAAGAGCUCCUGAACUGGGAUUGCUGUGACCAGAGCAUCACCUGUGAGGUGUGAAGACACUGAGAGUCGAACGCAGUGAGAAUCAGUAAUACUAUCGCUUCUCCUGCCACUGCUCAAAAGGUCUGUCUCCUCUGGCAGUUUGACCACAGUGACUGAAAAAGAUGACUCAUGUUCAGUGUUCCUACCAAAUAAUUUACCUCAGUCAGGAAACGUACAAUGACAUUUUUUUGUUGAAACAAAUGUCACUGAGAUUUUAUUAUUGACGCUACAUUAGCAAGUAUACAUUUAGCUGUAACAUCUUUCAUUGAACAGGUCUUUGGUCUCAGGAUGAAAUGUGUAUAGUCAUCAUUUGUCCUUUAGUCCCCUGAAGUGGAUACAAUACGUGUGAAACGUGGACCUGCACUGUGGUCAUUGUGUGCAUGACAGAUGUAGAAAAUUUCCUUGGAUCAGUGGCUGAUUUCCAACUGAAAUAUUUGAAUUGCUUGUGCCUCAAAGCAGAUGUAACAUUAGAAUGUAUUCCACAAUCACCUAAUAUGCCAAAGUCCUUCUGACACAUAGCUAAAAUCUGGUGUGCUUGUUUAUAUUAAACAUUCUGGCUUCUAUCCUAAAAUAAUAAUGCUCAAUAGUCUAAAUAGUCAGAGGUAUAGAUAGUCUAAACAGAUCUUAUAUUUAAUCAAAACCAACUUCAAGUAGUACCAAAAAAUCUUUAUUGCCCACACUGUAAAAACUGUAAGACCUAUUUUAAUUGCUCUGCUGUAGGAUGACUACACUGUACACUACAGUGUUCUACUGUACAUACAAACGUUACAUAUAACCUGAACUCAACUGUGAUCCAGCAGGCUGAUGCAUAAAGUAUCUCAUCAUCAACAUUUAUAGAGAUUUGAAAUUUUUUUUUUUUAAAUACAAAUUUUUCAAGAGUUUGCAAUCCUGUUUUUAUGCAGUAGUGUUGUUUUUGUGGAUAAUGAAAAGCAAUUUAAUAAAGAAACUAAGUUAAUCGCUCACUUGAACUACAUUCUCAAAUGUCAUUAUUCUACUUAGAGUACAUUUGAAUAACUGAAAUUGUUAAGUACCUCUGUUUGAAAACAACUGUGGAGCAGAAAAAUAAAAUACGAGGUUGAAUGGUU
This is a messenger RNA of Scomber scombrus (Atlantic mackerel), 1777 nucleotides long. RefSeq names its product NME/NM23 nucleoside diphosphate kinase 4 (gene nme4). NCBI's taxonomy places the organism in Eukaryota, Metazoa, Chordata, Actinopteri, Scombriformes, Scombridae. The record is from RefSeq and is a predicted model, not a curated record. Gene Ontology annotation, biological process: UTP biosynthetic process; CTP biosynthetic process; GTP biosynthetic process. The transcript is spliced from 5 exons. The coding region runs from base 105 to 707 and encodes 200 amino acids. Gene Ontology annotation, molecular function: nucleoside diphosphate kinase activity.